GGGGGAAGCUAAACGGUUUUGUCCUGAAGUGUAGGGAGUGCAGGUGCUUCAAGGAAUGAAAAUAACGAGCCUUCAGUCAUAAAUCACAACCCGUUCUUCUAAAACUACCACAUAAACGUUUUUUUCCAGGUCCUGGCUGCUCUAUACCAGUAAAGUUGCUGGCUUGACAGGGGGUUACUAAUUGGAAUUACCGGAAGUUUUGAUGUGUAAUUAAUCAAAAGACACGAGGACGUUGUCAAAGUUCGGGACCUGAGUUCAAAGGCCUGCCACGUAAAGGCCGUUGCAGAUACUUUAGGCAGCGAGUCACACGCAGACAGCGAGGCCAGAGGAGGAAAGGGUAGGUCAGGCUUCAAGAGCAGGAUCAGAUUUCCUUGGUUGUGCUCAAACCUUGCUCGGUCUGAGACAACGUGAGCUUCGUGAGCUUCGUUAGCCCUCUGACAUCUUGUGCUGACUACUCGUGGGAUGUCCAAAGGACAGAUCUCUUGUGUGAUGUGAAUGUACCAGGUUGUCCUCAUGAGUACUCCAGUGGAGAAUGUCCAUGAUCUUCUUUGCCUGCGUGGUGCGGGUGAGGGACGGGCUUCCCCUCUCAGCCUCCACAGAUUUUCAUUUCAACCAGGACUUUCUGGAAUGCAGGAAAAGAUUAAAGGCGUUGUCGUCGAUUCUGGCCCGGUAUCCAAGUCGAGGCACGGCAAAAGGACGUGACCUCAGCAUCCAUUUCCUUUCUUCUGGGGAUAUUGCCUGCAUGGCGAUCUGUUCCAGCAAUUACUCAACCGUCAUGGCGUUUUGCUUCCUGGAAGAGCUUCAGUGGGAAUUUGCUGCUUCCUAUGAUACAACCAGCAUCAGUUUAGCUUCCAGACCAUAUGCUUUUCUGGAAUUUGAUAACGUCAUUCAGAAAGUAAAAUGGCAUUUUAACUGUGCGAGCAGCUCUCAAGCAAAGGUCAACUGGGAGAAGGUCGAGGAGGAGAUGAAGUUCCAGCCCCCGGUGGAGCUGAAGCUGGAGGACACGGAGCUGAUGAACGGGAUGGCUAACGGUGGGCACGCAGAAGUUCAUGUGGAGGUUGUCCCUACCUACAGAAUGCAGCGUGUGACUCCCCUGGGGAUCCUGUCCCUUGUUCUGAACAUCAUGUGUGGGGCUUUGAAUCUCAUUCGAGGAGUUCACCUAGCAGAACAUUCAUUUCAGGAGGACCAUGAAGUAAUUGGAAACGUGAUAGCUUUUUUUCUACCUUUUCUAGCCUGUGUUUUUCAGUGUUACUUGUACCUAUUCUACAGCUCGACGAGGAAAGUGAAGACAUUUAUACUCUUUUUCUCCGUCUGUUUAUGCAACGUUUACUUGUACGGAUUACGGAACGUCUGGCAAAUAGCCUUUCACAUAGGAGUGGCAUCUCUAUCUUCCUACCAAAUACUGACAAGGCAACUCAUGGAGAAACAGCCUGACUAUGGAGUAUGAAAAAGACUUUGGGUUUGCUAUUCUCUUUUUACAGCUCUUUUUUGUAUUAAAACAGGCAAAAAUAGCUUGGAGUAUUUUUAAAGACUUGUGACAGUGGUUAUUGCGAGGAGGGUGUCUCAAAGCAACCUGAAAGGAGGUAGGAUCCUGUAGUAAUGUCAAACACACAGUGAAGGAUUUAGCUGUAUUCAACAUGGCAUGUGGUGAUUGUGCAUGGUAGGUUUUGUUAGGUGUCGUCAGCGGAUGGAGGUUCACCAUAAAACAGGCUCUUACUCCUUGACUGCUACCACCUAGACAGCAUUUUGCCAUUUGUCUUACUGGCUCUGUUAACAGUUUGGCAGGUCGAUGUCUUGGCGUGGAAAUGCUUCUGAAAAGACUAAAAUUGUAUUGUAAAGUGAAGAUAAAGUGGUGGGUAACACUUCUGUCUGGAGACUCUUGGUAAGUGUAAGUAAAGGAGUAGUUUGCCAUAGUUAGACAAGUUUCAUUAUCAAUGGGAAAAAAUGUUAGGGUGAGGUUCAGGAUAUUUUUUUCUGGGUUUUGAAGGAAAGGAAAAGGCUGUGGCUCCUUUAAAAACCAUACAGGUUUUAACUAUUUCCUGGCUAUACAGCGCAUUGUAGUUAAGUACGUGCUUGUUGGUUAAUUACAAAUGUGCUUGGGGCAGCAUAAAAUAAACCAAGGGGAUAUUAGUGACCUUUCAGCUCAGGUGGCCUUUAUUUCCCUGGUUAAGGUCACUCUUACUGUAAGGGCGGUUCCAUGUUUGCUUGGUCUGUACAGAUAAUAAAUCUUCCAAGCCUACUUACGACAGGCCACCGACUCCUUCACCUUUAGAAAAACGAAUAGCUGGUGAGUGGAAAGCCAUCUCCAGUAAUGGAGAGCAAGAGCAGGUUCUCUUUAUUAUAUAAAACACCUUCAGUUAACGGUGUUGAGUUCUUACCCUAAGAAGAAUUUAUGGGUGUGCACUUUUGAAUAUAGUACUUAGGAGCUGAAUUUCUUAACCUCUGCUGCACUGGGUAUUCUUGAAAGUGAUAUACCGAGGUGCACAAGGGCAUUUUAGCAGGUAUACGAAUACUUUAGGCUGCCUGUGUUUAAAAAAUGCAUAGCAUUUUGAUGCAGCUGGCCCUGAAGGAUUGUGAAGAUUCAAACUGAGAUGAUGUAGGGAACUGUAGGAGUGUUAUUGUCCCACUGUGGUCCUAGAUUUCUUUAUUUUUAUAAUUUUUUUCUGGUGACCCCAUUUCCUUCACCAACAGUCUCUCACCAAAGACUUAUUUUUCUCUUGCAUAGUUUCUACCUCUAGUGGUUGCAAGGAGCUUAACACAAUGCAGCGUUGUCUUUCUGAGUUUGCAGAAAUGCUUAACAAAAUUAUUUCCUUACAUCUCGGUACAUUUUCCUGAAAUC
This is a messenger RNA of Oxyura jamaicensis (ruddy duck), 2839 nucleotides long. RefSeq names its product SEC22 homolog C, vesicle trafficking protein (gene SEC22C). The record is from RefSeq and is a predicted model, not a curated record. The coding region runs from base 533 to 1447 and encodes 304 amino acids. Gene Ontology annotation, biological process: endoplasmic reticulum to Golgi vesicle-mediated transport. Lineage: Eukaryota; Metazoa; Chordata; Aves; Anseriformes; Anatidae. The transcript is spliced from 8 exons.